Bacidia gigantensis is the source of this 954-nucleotide messenger RNA. RefSeq lists its product as uncharacterized. The coding region runs from base 1 to 954 and encodes 317 amino acids. The record is from RefSeq and is a predicted model, not a curated record. NCBI's taxonomy places the organism in Eukaryota, Fungi, Ascomycota, Lecanoromycetes, Lecanorales, Ramalinaceae. The transcript is spliced from 2 exons.
AUGGUGCUGUCAAAUACACUCUUGCCUGGUCUCGGUUUCAGUUGGGACACGGGCAGCUACAGGGAUAUGAUUGGUCCGGCGACUGCGAUCGUGCAGCAGUGCGUGGAGACUCCGUUCGCAUCUGUCGGUGUAUCUGUCGGUGGUUUCGACUAUGUCGGUGAUCGCAGGCAGUUGAUUCUUUCUAUGAUGGCCCCUAAAUCGAAUUAUGAUAAAGUCAUGGUCGAAGUCGAAAGCAAGCAACAAGGUCUGUGUGCAGCCACAAAACAACGCCUAGAUGGCCAGCUUGGCGUCAUGGGUUACGAAAGCUGUACCCCUGGCUCAACACAAGAUGACGGGGAGAGAUUCGCCGACGAUGUUUUGAACGACCGUUACAACGUGCUACCUGAUGCCCAAACCGCUCUAAACCAGCUCGGUCUUGAACCUACAUGCGGACAACCGUGUUCUGGAUCCAAAAAUCCGUGCACUGGUGGCUGUCAUUGUGGCGCAGACCUUCUAGAGAGCCUUGGGAGCUUCAAGACGCAAUUCAAAUGCAUAGAGUCAUAUUUUACCUUUGCUAGUCGGCGGCGAAGUCUAUCGUCUCUCCCUGCAGGCGUCAAUGACCUUGGAUCCAUAUCCGCAGGCAUCAAUACCGACACAACCAUACCACCGACUGUUGACGAUAUCGCCAUCUUCCUCGCUCCAGGUCCUGAGCCAGAGCCGGAAUCUACGUUCGACUGGCCCAGAGCACCGCAUGUGACAUUUGAUCACAAUGGGUCCAUCACAGGAGGUGCAGAGGUCUGCCCGUGCAACUGUACAUACAUCUCAAUAUCCUGUUGUGUAUCCGACACGGGUCUGGUGUAUGAGCCCGCGGACUACAAGUUGGGUGCGGUUCAGCCUGACAGUGGGCAAUGCUGCGACUCCAAGUCAGGGCAAAUGAAAGAAGGUUCGCCCAAUGGCGGCGACGGCUUGUGCUGA